Messenger RNA from Exophiala bonariae, 13215 nucleotides. RefSeq lists its product as uncharacterized. Gene Ontology annotation, molecular function: phosphopantetheine binding; catalytic activity. Gene Ontology annotation, biological process: amino acid activation for nonribosomal peptide biosynthetic process; secondary metabolite biosynthetic process. Gene Ontology annotation, cellular component: cytoplasm. Lineage: Eukaryota; Fungi; Ascomycota; Eurotiomycetes; Chaetothyriales; Herpotrichiellaceae. The record is from RefSeq and is a predicted model, not a curated record. The coding region runs from base 1 to 13215 and encodes 4404 amino acids. The transcript has a single exon.
AUGGCAGAGAAGCGCACUCCUAUCCGUGCCCUAGCUGUGGCUGGCAUUUCAACCAAUGGGGAUUAUUCCAAAGCUGAUGGCCAGAUGGACGCCCGAGACUGGCAAGGAGAGGCAAACCACCAUUCCAGCCGUUGCAUCAACGAGGCUGUUACAAGUCGCUGCAGACAAACCCCUAAGAACGAAGCUGUCUGUGCCUGGGAUGCAACAUGGUCCUAUGAAGAGCUUGAAGAGCUAUCAUCUGCAGUGGCCAAUAGAUUGGUCGCACUAGGCGUUGGACCAGAGUCGCUAAUAGCAUUCUGCUUCGAGAAAUCAGCCUGGGCGAUUGUUGCAAUUCUCGCCAUUCUGAAGGCAGGUGGUGCCUUCAUACCAUUGGAUCCUACGUACCCAAUUGAUCGUUUGCGAAAAAUCAUCAACCAAUCUAAGGCACAGAUCGCAAUAUCAUCUGUUCAAAAUGAGUCGCUAUGUCUUGAGCUCGUUCAACAUGUAGUGGUUAUCGACAGCUCUCUUGUCUCCGAGCUCUCUUGCAAACCGCAUGCUCAAUCAAGGGCAACGCCAGACAAUGCUGCGUAUGUGAUUUUUACUUCUGGCAGCACUGGCGAGCCUAAGGGCUGCAUUGUCGAGCAUCAAGCAUUUUAUUCAUGUGCACUUGCUCAUGGCCCGGCUCAUAGAAUCAGUGCAUCUUCUCGAGUGCUGCAAUUUGCAUCAUACAGUUUCGAUGCAAGUCUUGUCGAAAUACUUACUACCUUGAUCUUUGGGGGCGUGGUAUGCAUCCCAAGCGCAGAAGCAAGGUUGAAUGACUUGGCAAAGUUUAUGAAUGAAUCACAAGUCAACCUGGCAAUUUUAACUCCUAGCGUUGCUUCGCUGCUCCGACCAGAAGAUUUGCCACUCUUGAAAACGCUGGUUCUGGUGGGAGAACCGAUCAAGAAGAGUCAUGUGUCUUUGUGGUCCACGAUUCCUCAUCUACUCUGCGCCUACGGACCUACUGAGACCGCCGUUUCGGCUACAGUGAAUCGUGAACUUCAAUUGGAUGCUCCUGCGAAUAUAGGGACACCUGUCGGAUGUCGAGUACAAGUUGUUGACAUCGAAAACCACAACAAUCUCGUCAUCUCAGGGGAUGUCGGCGAAUUACUUAUACUCGGAAGUAAUCUUGCUCGAGGUUAUCUCAAUGACUCGGUGAAGACCAUAUCCUCAUUUGUGGAAAUACGUGGGGAACGAGCCUACAAAACUGGAGAUUUAGUACGUCAACUUUCUGAUGGAAGUCUUGAGUUUGUUGCUCGCAAAGACACUCAGAUCAAGAUCAAUGGCCAGCGAGUUGAGCUAGGCGAGAUUGAGGAGUGCAUUCAUAGUUCAGGGCUAAAGGUCGCUGCGACUGUGCACUCACCCACGGGUGGUUUACUUACAAGACGUUUGGUCGCCGUUGUUCGCUUCGAGACACUCUCAAAACCGACGCCAACCGACAAAGCCAAACCAGAUACAUUAAGAGGUCCUGCACUUUCAGGGGUCCAACCAGCCCUUGCAACAAUAAAAGAACAUCUUGCUCGCAGUCUCCCAUCUUUCAUGAUCCCGUCUCUCAUCGUUCCGGUCUGGGUGAUCCCAUUACUGGCAUCCGGGAAGACCGAUCGAAAUGGAGUUACCAGAUGGAUCGAGAGUCUCAGCGAGAUAGAGAUAACUGAGCUUGACCCUUCAAUGCAUUUGGGAGACAAACAAUCGAGGAGACGGAGCGACAUAGAGAUACUCAUGGUUGAAGUUUGGUCUGAGAUUCUCAACAUUGAUCCCGAAAGCAUCGAUCUCGAUCAGACCUUCAUCUCCCUUGGUGGGGAUUCAAUAUCAGCUAUGCAGAUCAGAGCACUGUGCAGGGAGAAGGGACUUAAGACUAAUGUCCAUGAUAUUCUGAGGUUCAGUUCCAUCGCGAAGAUCGCCCCUCACGUUAGACGAUCUACAUCGAAUGAGGUGUCUCUUGAGCCAGAUAAUGGGGAAGGAUUCAAUCUGUCACCCAUCCAGCAGAUGUUCUUCGGCACCGCACCGUACGGGGAGAAUCAUUUCAAUCAGAGCUUUUUAUUGGAGUCUUUUGAGAUUAUAGAUCCUGACCGGAUAAGAGCAGCUCUGCAAAUCAUUGUAAAGAGGCAUGAUAUGCUACGCGCGAGAUUUCUCUUCAACGAAGUUGGCCAUUGGAUGCAGUACAUAUCGCCUGAUAUCCAAGAAUCUUUCCACUUUUCCUACUGUCCAGCGCCGACCCGAGAAGUAAUUGAUGCUAUUGUUGGACAAUCGCAAAGAAUGCUUGACAUCCGCAAAGGGCCAGUCGUGGCCUUCCAACUUUUUCACUCCCAGCAGAAGUCAUUCUUAUCCAUAACGGCUCAUCAUGCUGUCUUUGACCUUGUGUCGUUUCGAAUCAUUCUCAGAGAGCUAGAAAAUCUCGUCAAAAUGCCCAACUACCCUUUGCAACAACCGACGUUGUCAUUUCGCCGAUGGCUACAGCUACAAAACACUUUUUGUGAAGCACGCUCUGAGUCACACAUUUCCUGCAAUCUCAGUAGUGCAGCAUCGAAUGUUUCAUUCUGGUCAAUGUGUGGUCACGCAAACAUACACGCUGACAAGAUCGAAAAGAAAUUCAUCCUAGACGAUUUAUCAAGUGCCUUCCUCCUUAAAGACGGUCCAAGACUUGCCAAAACGGACACGAGUGACUUGCUUCUGGCAAGCUUGGUCUAUACCUUUGCGAAGACCUUUCAUGAUCGAGACACUCCGGCUGUCUAUCUCGAAGGGCACGGUCGUGAGGCUUGGGACACCGAUAUCGACAUCACCGAAACAGUUGGCUGGUUCACUACUUUAUACCCCGUCUUGGUAAACAUUGAAGCAGACCAGGACAUCAUUGAUACAAUCCGAUACACGAAAGAUGCUCGUCGAUCAAGUUUUCACAAUGGUUCGAGAGAUCUCACUUCACGCUUUCUAGGGGUUGGGGGUAGAAACGACCCCAGGCUUGAAGAACCCAUGGAAAUCGUGUUCAAUUUUUCGGGUUCCUAUCAACAACUCGAACGGCACGAUGCACUUUUCCAACAGGUAGCAUGGUCCACUUAUGAGUCCGUUGCAGUUAGUAUGAAACGAUUUAGUCUUUUCGAAAUUUUUGUGGACGUUUCUCACAAUCAAUUGGCAUGCACUUUUACCUGGAAUUCUAGAAUGGCCCAUCAAUCUCGAAUCUCUGAGUGGUUAGACUCGUUCCAACAAUGCCUAGUGAAACUCUCAUCAGAGAUUUAUGGUACCCGAAAGCAUAUCUAUUCACCAAGCGAUUUUCCCCACGUGACAUUGAGUUAUCAUUCAGUGGAUGACUUGAUUACCAGGUCCCUUACAGAGCUGAGUAUUGACUUUGAGCAAGAUGUUGACGAUCUUUAUCCUUGCACGCCUCUACAAAAUGGCAUACUUCUGAGCCAGGCUAAAAAGCCAGAAUUAUACGUCACCGAAACUGUAUGGAUGAUAGAGACAGCUUCGGGUACCCAUACGAUCGACCUUAACCGGAUUGCUGCCUCAUGGAAAGCGGUGGUAAAACGGCACUCAAGCCUAAGAACAAUUUUCAUCGAGCAGAGCGGAUCGGAAGACACGUUCUUACAAGCCGUCCUAAAAACCCCUCACAUCCAUGUCGCGUACGACAGUUGGGAGGGUCCUAGACCUCCUCUGGGUGGAGCCAAGAAAAAUAUUGAUUAUCUGCCAGGGGCCCCAACCCAUACUUUUACGCUCUAUCAAGGCCGCGAGGGUCAAGUUUUUUGCUCUCUGAGAAUUAGCCAUACGAUGAUGGACGGGCUUUCAAUUGACAAUAUCGUCCAUGACAUACUACAGGCAUAUGAUGAUAGUCUUCCAACCCAACCUCCUAUGAUGUUCGAAGAUUAUGUCAAAUUCGUACAUUCUCAACCAAAGACUCCAUCACUGCAGUACUGGAAGGUGCGGCUGUAUGGAGCUCAGCCAUGUUAUCUUCCAAUGCUCAGUCGUAGUGAACUAUAUCCUCAACAUUCGGAGCCUCAAGCACUGCGCUCUGUGAUCGCUGACAAGGGAGCAGCUUCCCUGUGGAAAUUUUGUGAAAGCUAUGGUGUUACGAUGUCAACCCUCGUUCAUCUCAGUUGGUCAAUAGUCCUGCAAGCUUUUACAAGCAGCAAUGACGUCCUAUUUGGCUAUCCAGUGUCUGGCCGUGACCUCCCCAUCCAUGGUAUCGAAGCUGCAGUCGGUGCCUUUGCAAAUCUUCUCGUAUGCAGAGUCAAGCUUGAUCAAGAUUCCACAGUUAUUGAUAUCCUGAACUCGCUUCAGGAUCAAAUGGCAAUCGACCGCGAACAUCAUUUUCUGUCUUUGGGAGAUAUUCAGCACGCACUCGAAAUGCCCCAGCCACUAUUCAAUUCUAUUCUGUCAUAUCAGAAACACGAACUUUCCAGAGUAGCAUCAAAGUCAAGCAUCGAAUUCGAAAAGAUGGGAGAGUGGGACCCCAGUGAGUACGACUUAGCCCUCGGGAUACAUGAAUUUGACAAACGAUUGUUCAUGAAAUUGGAGUAUUUGCCCACGUUGUGGUCAGCCGAACAUGUGUCGCAUAUCUUUGAGAGCUUCAAAUCGAUAAUUCAGUCUAUCGCAACUUCUCCAACACAACCACUAUCUGCCGUGGAUUUGUUGAGUUCAGAAGCCCGUGGGGCAAUUCUCGAUUUCGCUGGUCCUGAAGUGCUUCACGUGGAAGACACCAUUCAUUCUGCAUUCAAAGCAAGUAGCAGUUCCCAUGCAGAUAAUCCUGCUAUUGACGCCUGGGAUGCGCAGUGGACCUAUGGUCAUUUGUUCGGUUUAUGUUACGCGCUGGCACAAGAUCUGAAAAGAAUUGGAGUAUCUGCUGGCACCGUGGUACCACUAUGCUUUGAGAGAUCUGCCUGGACAGUUGUGGCCAUGCUAGGAAUGCUAAUGGCGGGUGGUACUUUCGUUCUUUUAGAUACAUCCCAGCCGACUACUAGACUAAAGACAAUCAUCGAUCAGGUCUCUUCGAGCCUGGUCGUCUCGUCCCAAUGCCAGGAGGUACUCGCGAAGGACAUCUCGGAAAACGUUUAUGUGCUCGACCCCAUCCAAUUACUACAAAUCAAUGCCAAGAACAUUUAUGCAUCAGAUUUGGAAGAUUCUUCCGCCUCAGAUCCUGCCUUUAUCAUAUUCACUUCUGGAUCUACUGGCAAACCAAAAGGGGUUGUUUUGUCUCAUGCUGCAUUCGUCUCGGCAGCGCAAUCCCACGCCGGCCCUCUGAAGCUUUCCAGCACCUCUAGAGUUCUUCAAUUUGCCUCGUAUAGCUUUGAUGCCUGCCUUCUAGAGAUGAUCACAACUCUCAUCGUUGGAGGUGUUGUUUGCAUUCCCACGGAGUCUGACCGUUCGAGCAAUUUACUGCAAGUUGUCAGAGAAAUGAAGAUAACAUGGGCGAAUCUGACUCCUCUUGUUGCCGACAUGCUUCUAGAGUCUGACAUGCCAUUCCUUCAGACGAUAGUCGUUGCUGGCGAACCAAUGUCAAGAGAGUCAAUUCGACGUUGGAAAGAAAGCCCAAUCCGGGUAAUCAACGGGUACGGCCCAACCGAAGCGUGCAUUGCUGCCACAUUGAACCACAGGUUUCUUGAGCUCCAAGAUGUUUCAAAUUUGGGGCGGCCUGUCGGUUGUAGAUCAUGGAUCGUGAACGAUUACCAGCAACCAGUCCCCAUUGGUGCAGUGGGGGAGUUACUUCUCGAAGGGCCAACACUUGCUACCGGUUAUCUUGGAGACAAAGUGCUCACGAACGCUGCGUUUAUCAAGCCACCAGUUUGGCUUCCGGCGCUCUCUAGUAAAAUCUACAAAACUGGGGAUCUCGUCAGAUAUGAACUUGACGGUUCAAUUAUUUUCCUGGGCAGAAAAGACGGAUCGCAAGUCAAGAUUCGCGGUCAACGGGUAGAGCUCGAUGCUGUGCAACAACAAGUUAACAAGCUUCUCGGUCCACAAUUUCAAUGUCUCGUUGACUUCACAUCAGUGGCAAAGUUAAAGAAACAGGUCCUCAUUGCCUUUAUAGCAAAAAAUCAUCAAUGUAACAACUAUGGUGUCUGUGAAUUUGGCGAUGACGAUGGCCAACUCAAAAGUUUUGAAAAUCUCAGGGACACCAUUCGAACAUUGAUGCCUGUUUAUAUGGUACCGGAAUUGUAUAUCCCCUUGACCGAUAUUCCUUUGAUGCCAUCUGGAAAGCUCGAUAGAAAACUCUUACGAAAGAUGGCGAAUGGACUGACGUCUUUACAAUUGAUGUCGUACUUCCUCACUAGCAACUCGGAAAUUUUUGAUGCCCCUGCAUCUUUAUUAGAAACUAAGUUAGCCAAUAUGUGGGCACAAAUUCUGGGAAUUGACGAAGAAGAGAUUUCAAGAAAGAGCAAUUUCUUUCAUGUUGGUGCAGACUCUGUCGCUGCCAUGAGGUUGACAAGCCUUGCACAACAUGACGGCUUAUAUUUGACUGUGGCUCAAGUCUUUGCCAAUCCUCUACUAUUUCAAUUGGCUGAUAUUCUUGAGGUCCGUCACAGGGGCCAAAUGGCAUUUCAAGAGGAUGUCACUCCUUUCUCACUUUUGGGCAAUGUCAACGACCUUGACGGUACCAGUACUAUUGCUCGCUCAACUGCCGCCGAACAGUGUCAUGUCGCCUAUUCACAGAUACAGGAUAUAUACCCGUGUACCUCACAACAAGAAAGCCUAUUCGCAACCUCCAUUCGAUACCCAGGUACUUAUAUCACAAAGCACAUCAUUUGCCUUCCACAGGACACCGAUAUUGCACUGUUCGAAAAAUCAUGCGAAGCUGUUUACACUCAUGUCGAUAUCCUGAGGACAAGAAUGAUCUUAUACCAAAAUAAGAUCCUGCAGGCAGUCAUUACGGAGCAGCUACCGUGGUUCAUUGACGAAGGAACCUGCGUUAAAUCCUCGCUAUCAGAUUAUGGAGUCAGUUUAAACACUUUUGGUUUACAGAAGCAUGAUGGCGAUCGAUGUACGUUCACUCUGGCGAUCAACCACGCGGUCUAUGAUGGUUGGUUUCUACAAAGGAUGUUUCGGGAAAUUGAACGAUUUUAUCACAGCCACAUGCAGCCAUCUCUCAGACAGUACAAAACCUUCAUUGCUUACACCACAAGAUCAGAGAAACCGGACGAAGAGAGAUAUUGGCGUUCGACCCUAAGGGAUAUCUCGCCAAAUAAAUUCCCAAGGACUACUGUGAGUGCUCCGUACGAUCUACAGGCUAUGCACACAGUUCAAGUCGAAAUACCUGACCAGCUUGACAUCACGACCUCGGUCAUGAUACGAGCAGCGUGGGUUCUCACUCUGGCUCAUUUGACAGAUUCCGAUGAUGUUGUGUUCGGCGCGGUUCUGAGUGGUCGUAAUGCUCCAAUCAUCUCGGCAAUGGAGAUUGCUGGGCCCAUGGUAACGACUGUACCAAUCUGUGUACGUCUGAAUCGAAAGAGUCUCUUGCACGAGUGGCUCGGUGACAUGCAAAUACAAGCGACAGAAAUGAUAGUACACGAACACACUGGACUUCAGAGGAUUCGGCAGUUGUCCGUGAAUGUUGCGGCGACAAAUUUCUCGACCCUUAUAGUUGUGCAAUCUCCGGACUCAGAAAUCGAAAAAAUCAAGCUUUUAGGUGCGCAAAUUCUACCAGACAAUAAGGCCAACCUUGAUGUCUAUCCGCUCGUUCUAGAAUUUGCACCACGUGGCGCAGCCAGUAUGGAUAUCGCGGCCCGUUAUGAUCCCGCAGUCAUAACAAGAUCCGAGAUGGGAACGAUUCUGUUGAUCUUGCAGGAUGUCGUCCUACAAAUUUGUGAGAGAAGAACCGAGAAAUCUGUAGGCGAAAUCAUGUCUUAUCUGGGGAUGUAUCACAAGCUUAAGGAGAAUGAACUUCAUUGGAGUGACCUCGAUCAAGAUGUCGAAGCUCCAAGCAGUAACUCCGUUAAACACUCCUUGGCAACCCUCUCAUCUCGCGAAGAGCAGCUGCAAGAGCUUUGGACGACUGUCCUUGAACUGCCAUUGCAUCGUAUCGGACGGCGCAGCGACUUCUUUCAUUUGGGGGGCGACUCGAUUAUGGCCAUUAAAUUGACUAUGGCAGCUCGAUCCAGGAAACUCAACUUACCCGUUGCUACCAUUUUUAGCAAUCCUGUGCUUGUUGAUAUGGCUGCACUUGCUCAGCCUCUGUUUGAGAGCCAACAGGAAACGACUGGACCGCCUGCUUUCUCUCUUCUCGCAAUGUCGCACGGCGAACCUCUGAGUUUAAUCUUACAAUCAUGUGCGACUCAGUGUAAGAUCAAACCCAGCGAGAUUGAGGACAUAUAUCCCACUACGCCUCUACAAGAAGGCCUUUUAGCCCUUUCUCAGAAACAGCCUGGAGCAUAUGUUGCACAACACAUCUGGCGAUUACCUGAUAGUCUUGACCGUACUGCAUUCGCGAAGGCGUGGGAGAGUGCUAGUCUACAUCGUGGUAUUUUGCGGACGCGCAUAGUUGUCCACGAAUCCAAGAUGUUACAAGUUUUAGUGGAGUCAGUCAUCCAAGUCGAGCAUUCUACCGUCCAAGAUCCACUUGACGCACUGAGGAGAGUUACCUUCUCGCCGGAUUUUGGCGAACCUUUAGCUCAAUUCCUGUUGCUGGACGGUGGCAAGAACAACACUUACUUCAUCUUCCUCGCUCAUCACGCCAUCUUUGAUGCAUGGUCCCUGCCACUACUAUUCAAAGACGUUGAAAGAACAUAUAUGAAUCAAAGAGCCAUUGCACUAAGACCUUUCACAUCGUUUGCAAAGCAUGUUCUGAUGAGCCAUACAGAAUCGAGUCAAGAGUUUUGGCGUGGCUACUUUAAUGCACUCGAAGUGGUACACUUUCCUAAUCCUGCUUCUGGAGCUAGCUCUUCAGGAACCGCUACCCAGAAAGUGACAUUGCAAAUGAGGCUCUGGAAUGGUCUCAAAGCUCAUGUAACUAUUGCAACUCUCUUGCGGGCUGCUUGGGCGUUGACCCUUAGUCACUACGCAAACACCGAAGAUGUGGUUUUUUGGUCCACACUAAGUGGUCGAGAUACAGAUAUGCCCGGGAUUACAGAGGUCGAUGGGCCAACUCUAGCUACUGUGCCAACACGUCUGAGAGUCGGACGGAACCAGUCGAUAUCUCAAUUUCUUACAUACACUCAAGACGAUUUGAAGUCCGUUAUACCUUUUCAGCACUAUGGCAUUCAAAAUAUCCGGCAGGCAAGCGAAGACGCUGCCAGAGCUUGUGAAGCGACUACCCAUCUCAUGAUCCGGGUGUUUGACGAUACUGUCGCGAGCUGGCUUGGUCUUGAGCAAGUAGAGACACAUUCAUCAAACUACACCUCGUACCCCCUUGCGCUGGACUGCAGGAUCGAUGGUAAUGACAUAGCGAUCGCGGUAUACGCCAAUCCUGAAGUGAUGUCGAAGACAGAAACCGAAAAAAUCGUCGAGCAUUUUUCCUACGCCGUUGAACAACUCAACCAAACCACGCUUAACUCACUUCUUGGGCAUAUACGAAAAAUUAGUUCAGGGGAAGCAAAGACGCUAAGUCUAUGGAAUGCACAUGUGCCCACGAUGGUACGACGGACGAUACAUCAAAUCACUCACGAUCGUGCACAAGAAAUUGCGGAUCGACCAGCAGUUUGUGCCUGGGAUGCCGAAUGGACGCAUGGACAGCUUGACCAGAUUUCUUCCCGCUUGGCAUUGCAGCUGAGGAAAGCAGGUGUGAAGCCUGAAAGUGUUGUGCCACUAUGUUUCGAAAGGUCUGCUUGGAUGGUCGUCGCAAUAUUGGCAGUACUCAAAGCCGGAGGAGCAUUUCUUCCGUGGGAUCCAGCGCACCCAGAGGAGCGUCGGAAGGAGAUGGUGAGACAAACCAACUGCUCUAUCAUCUUGACUUCGUGUGCCAAUGCAGAACUUUGCUCUGGGCUUUCCGAUACACUAGCCAUCGUCGAUCCCAUUGCACUCGAGUCCACAAAUGGUCCUAGUAUGGAACCGAUUGAUUUCCAUCACGACUGCACAUCUGCUGCUUAUCUCAUUUACACGAGCGGCAGUACAGGGCAGCCAAAAGGCGUCGUGAUCACACAUGAGGCGUAUUCUACUUCCGGCCUAGAGCAUGGACCCGUGCAUAAUAUUGGACCAACGUCAAGAGUCCUUCAGUUCGCGUCUUAUAGUGUCGAUGCUAUUUGCCUGGAGAUAAUCACUACUUUGAUGAUGGGAGGGUGCACUUGUAUCCCUAGCUCCGAUGACCGAGAUAAUCACUUACAACAAGCAUUGCAAAAGAUGGAGGUCACGACACUCGCACUCACACCCUCAGUACUCUCAGUACUUGCCCCUGAGCAGCUUCCAAGUUUGAAGACUUGUAUAAUGGUGGGUGAGCCGGCCCCAACAGCACUUGUGGAGCGAUGGUCCACUUGUGCAAGUCUCAUCAAUGGUUACGGGCCCACGGAGACAUCACUCGCAGCUGUGAUGAAUCAAGAGAUGACAGUCAAGACUGGUGCGAAUAUUGGCCGAGCUGUUGGAUGUGCUACAUGGAUUGCUGAUCCAGAAAAUCACGAAAACCUUGUGCCUAUUGGUGCGGUUGGCGAGUUAUUGAUUGAGGGACCAACCUUGGCGCGUGGCUACUUGCAUGACCAAGCGAAGACCGAGGCUGCUUUCAUUCUCAGCCCUUCCUGGCUUGAAAAACCAGGAACGAGGCUGUACAAGACCGGCGACCUUGUCAAAUAUGCAGAUGAUGGAACAAUCAUCUUCGUCGGCAGAAAGGAUAGUCAAAUUAAAGUCAACGGACAACGCGUGGAGCUUCGCGAAACCGAGCAUCAUAUCAAGAAAGCUAUGGCUGCGAUCGAUCAAGUCGUCGUUGAGGCAUCUCGAAGUGACGACGGACGUGCCCGUGCUUUAGUGGCAUUUCUGACCAUUAAGCCCGAGUUCCGGGCUGAACUUGGGCUGGUCAUUGAGAUUCAUGAGUCCUAUGCUCCCACCAGUUCUGAGCUUGAGAUAGAAUUGAAACAACUCACCACGGCCCUGCUACCUGUUCUUCCCGUCUACAUGAUGCCAAAAAUGUGGGUACCACUAAGCACGAUUCCAGUGGCAACGUCGGGCAAAGUGGAUCGCAAAAGCCUCAGUCAUCUGGCGAACAUGGUUGUUAAGGAGUCUCGCAGUGAGCAUUUUCUCACAUCCUCAGCGAGCAAGCGUGCACCUGAAACUCCAAUGGGUCUCUUAUUACAGGAUUUAUGGGCACAGGUGUUGCGUAUCCCAUCUCAGGAUAUAAGUGCUGAUGACAGUUUCUUCAGAGUUGGCGGGGAUUCAAUAUCCGCUAUGAAACUUGCUGGUCUUGCGCAUAGUCGAAAUUUACGACUGAGCGUACAAUUAAUCUUCGAGUAUCCGCUUUUGAAGGAUAUGGCGGAACAAUUAAGGACAACGAGUGGUCAGAACAACAUUUUUCCAGACACUGAGGCACCUUUGCCGUUCUCCAUGGUUGAUAGAGAUGAGAGCUGUGUGAAAAAACAACUCCAGCACCAGCUCAGCAAUGAGAUCCUCGAGAUUGAAGACGCGAUGCCGGUCAGCGAUUUCCAAGCCUGGGCAGUGGGCUUCAGCAUCUUGCAACCGAAAGGCUUUGUCACAUAUAUGACUCUGACACCCAAAGAGCCAUUCGAGCGAACUCGCCUAUCAGAAGCAACUCAACUCACCGUUGCCACGAUACCCAUAUUGCGAACAGGUUUUUCGAUUGCAGAAGGUGAACUGCUCCAGGUCAUCUUCCGUGACUUCUCACCUAAGCUUGCGUACCACAGAAGUGACUGCGAAGACCUCGAGUCAGCGCGAACAAACUGGCUCUUGAAGGACUCACGACAAGAUAUGCCCAUGCCAUACCCACUGACACAGUUUACCCUACUAAGUGAUGCCGCUGAGAAUAAUCAGUGCCUUAUCUUACGGCUGUCUCAUGCUCAGUAUGACGGAGUAUCAUUCCAUAAAGUCUGGAAAACUUUGCACCAAGCAUAUUCGAGGAUCGAGCUAUCCCCACAGCCGACUUGCUCCACGUUUGUUGAGGCUUCUCGUGAUAUCUCUCGCUCUCCAGCUGCAGUGAAAUACUGGAGCAAUGUCUUAGAAGGCUCUUCAAUGACACCAUUCACCUCUUCAACGAAACCAUUUUACAAGCAUCCGCUCAACAAGACUUCUACGUACAAAAUAGCCUGGAAUAUGGGAGGUCAAUCUCCAGGCUUUACACAAGCAACAACUGUGAAAGCAGCUUGGGCACUAAUUCUUUCACAUCUCAAUGCCAUGGGGCCAGCAUUUCCGUCAAGCAUUGACCUCACUUUCGGUAGUCUUGUAUCUGGUCGAGCUGCUGAUUCGAUCACGAACAAAGACACCAUUGGUCCACUCCUCAAUAUCAUUCCGGUCCGAAUAAAACUGGAAUUCAAUGCAACACUCCACGACCUGGUCUUGCUCGUCCAAAAGCAGCAAAACGCAUCCCUGCAGUACGAAAACCUAGGCUUUCGAUCCAUCAUACGCGAAUGUACAAAUUGGCCAGGCUUUACGCGUUUCAGUUCGGUGCUGCAACAUCAAAACCUCCCCGAUAUCACAAACGAAGUCCAAAUCGGCGACAUAGGCUGCAGUAGCGAAGCAUGGAGAGACCAUGUUGAUAGUAGCGACAUCGUUGUGCUGUCGACUCCAGUGCAGCGGGUCGACCGUGAGAAAGGUGACAACGACCUUCAAUUAGAAAUCGGAUAUUCUGAAGACAUUUUAAGUGCCGCACAAGCACAUGCUCUCGUGCAGAAUCUGGGUCAACUGGUCGAGGUCAUCAUCUCUAACGAUUCGGGUCACAUGGAAAUCGGCGAAGUUUUGAACAGGGCGGAUCUAUUCAUGGGCAUUCCAACUCAACCCUAUCGCGUGCCAGAGAACGAGACGAGCAAGAAUCAUACCAACGGUCAUGUUAUCACUCCCGGAGAAGCAGAGACCAUGGAGGGGAAUAUUAAUCGCAUCGAGGACGAACUAUGUGUGUUGUGGCAACAAGUUCUUCAUCUUGAAUAUGAGCAGAUUCGAAAUGAUGUCCCCUUCUCAUCAUAUCCUGGCGGUGAUUUCAUCGCGACUUGUAUACUUACAGAGUCGCUGAGACAACGAGGCUAUAUCGGACUAUCAGUGGAGAGAAUGCUCGUGAAAGAAACCAUUGGUGAACAGGCGAGAGUUCUGGCUAGUUUACCGUCUCAAAAUGGCAAUGGAGUUCACAGGUAG